AUGUCUUCCGUCAGCGUCGGUUCACUGUCGGGUCACUGUCGGAUCUCUGUCGGAUCGCAUUCGGGAAUUGAACGAGCGCCGAAGGCACGAGUGGAUUGUGGUAUUCCCGCUGACGUAGUGGGGGCAUCACGUCUUUACCCAGAUGGCACCACUGAAGGACGCAGCGCCACCUACACAUGCUGGGAUAAGUACACGUGGUUUUGGUACGGAAAGGCACGAACGUGUAGCGUGUCUGACGGGACGUGGUCGCCGUAUCCACUCGUCUGUUCAGGUCUUCUGAAUCUCACUACCGUAUUUAGCACAUCUCAGAGCUCGACUAAACCACGUGAUCAGUACGGAUCCUACACUUCCCAGAAUGCAGUAGACGGAACUUCGUCCUAUUCCAGUACUCAGCAUGAACCAAAUCCAACAUGGACUUUGUCCUUUGGAUCCCAGCUCUUCGAUAUUUUCCGCGUCAACGUUGACAUGCCAUCAGUGGCAUUUGACGGACCUAAUGUUAACGUAACCGUGGAUGUCAUACGUUCGUCGGAUGCACGGGACAACUUCCGCUGUACAUCCGUCGGACUCCAGACGCUUCCGGUGUUCAGGGUCACGUGUAAGGUAUCCACACACGGCCACGAGAUCCGGAUAUCCGCGCAAUAUCUGCGAGACGGACCGCUUGUCAUAAGGAGCGUCCGUGUUCUCGGCCGGGAACGGAGAUCAGGAUGCGACAGACCCAGGCCGGAAGUCGGUAAACGUUUUGUGUACAACGGCACACACUGGCGAUCCACGAUGACGGAGUAUUGUGAAAAAACUGCAGGUUUCUACUACGGAGGUGGCUCGAAUACCGGGACGUGCAGUCUCUCCGACAGCAGAUGGGCUCAAGGGUCAACGAUAUGUGAAAAUUAUGAAAAUGUAGCAAAGAACAAGAAGGUUAUUUUCAACACGACAGAUACUGUUAUAGACGUCAUGAAUGUCGUUGACGGGGACGUCAACAGCUGCGCCAAAACACCUACAGCGACUGAGCACACACUAGUAGUAGACCUGGGACAGCUGUAUGACAUAAAACGAGUGACCGCAUCUAUUCUAGAAACUGGUUUGUAA
Messenger RNA from Gigantopelta aegis, 1083 nucleotides. RefSeq lists its product as uncharacterized. The record is from RefSeq and is a predicted model, not a curated record. The transcript has 6 exons. Bases 1 to 1083 code for a protein of 360 amino acids. NCBI's taxonomy places the organism in Eukaryota, Metazoa, Mollusca, Gastropoda, Neomphalida, Peltospiridae.